Malurus melanocephalus (red-backed fairy wren) is the source of this 993-nucleotide messenger RNA. RefSeq names its product fibromodulin (gene FMOD). The transcript has a single exon. Gene Ontology annotation, molecular function: protein binding. The record is from RefSeq and is a predicted model, not a curated record. NCBI's taxonomy places the organism in Eukaryota, Metazoa, Chordata, Aves, Passeriformes, Maluridae. The annotation marks the transcript as partial.
CCAUGCCUUGGGCCACCAUCCUGAUCCUGGCCGGGCUCUGCRGGGCCUCGCUGGGCCAGUACAACGAGGAGGAGGACCUGGCGUGGCUCCAGUACUACCUGCGGCAAUCCCGCGUCUCCUCCUACAACUACAUCCCCUACUACGAGGAGGAAAGCCCCGCGUACGCCUACUCCUACCCCUCYGGGCCCGACACGGAGCCCGAGCCGGAGCCAGAACCGCUGCAAACCCCGCCCUGGCGCUGUCCCCAAGAGUGUGACUGUCCCCCCAACUUCUCGUCGGCCAUGUACUGCGACACGCGCAACCUGCGCUACCUGCCCUUCGUGCCGUCGCGGAUGAAGUACGUCUACUUCCAGAACAACCUCAUCGCCGCCAUCCAGGAGGGCGCCUUCGACAACGCCACCGAGCUGGAGUGGCUGGCGCUGCACAACAACCAGAUUAGCAGCGACAGGGUGGGCAAGAAGGUUUUUGGUAAAUUGAGGCGUUUGGAGAGGCUCUACAUGAACAACAACAACCUGACGCGGCUGCCCAGCCCGCUGCCGCGCUCGCUGAGGGAGCUCCACCUCUCCUACAACCACAUCUCCAAGGUGCCCGCCGGCGCUCUGGAGGGGCUGGAGAACCUCACGGCGCUCUACCUCAGCCACAAYUUCAUCUUCGAGAUGGGCGCCUCCCUCAAGGGGCUGAAAUUGUUGAUUUUGGCCGAUCUGAGCUACAACAACCUGAGGAAGGUGCCCGACGGGCUGCCGGCGUCCUUGGAGCAGCUGUACCUGGAGUACAACUACAUCAACACCAUUCCUGAUGAGUAUUUCCAGGUGUCACCAAGGCUCCUGUACCUCAGGAUGUCCCACAAUGGYCUGACCAACCAAGGGCUGUCCAGCAACACCUUCAACAGCAGCAGCAUCCUGGAGUUGGACCUGUCCUACAACCGGCUGAGGAAGAUCCCGCGYGUCAACACCAACCUGGAGAAUCUCUACCUGCAGGGGAACCGGAUCGACG